Molecule: messenger RNA, 631 nt
Organism: Eruca vesicaria subsp. sativa (arugula)
Lineage: Eukaryota; Viridiplantae; Streptophyta; Magnoliopsida; Brassicales; Brassicaceae
Source: the annotation of a GenBank genome assembly
CUAGAGAAGCGGUCGUUGUAAAAGAUCUUCUAGAGACGGUGUUUGCCUCUUUCUGUUUCCGUUCUCCGUCGUAGAUACGAUCAUUAAUCUCGCUAGUUUUUUUACCUUCGUGGGCUAAACAAAUCUAAUUAAUUUAGAGAUGGCAGCUGCUUUGUCUAGCAGGUUUCUCAAGACCGUUCGUUGUAACAGAUUGGCAUCAGUCUAUCAAAAUGGGAUGAUGAGAUACUCAUCUUCUGUUCCCAGCGAUUCAGACACACAUGAUGACUUCAAGCCUACACAGAAAGUUGCUCCUGGUUCCACUGACUCACUAAAGGAUCUCGUUGAGAAUGAUGUGAAGGAAAAUCCUGUGAUGAUCUACAUGAAAGGAAUCCCUGAAGCUCCUCAGUGUGGGUUUAGCUCACUAGCUGUAAGGGUUCUGCAACAAUAUAAUGUUCCUGUUGGUGCUAGAAACAUUCUUGAAGAUCCAGAGUUGAAAAACGCUGUGAAAUCCUUCAGCCAUUGGCCUACAUUUCCACAGAUUUUCAUCAAGGGAGAGUUUAUUGGAGGCUCAGACAUCAUUCUCAACAUGCACAAGGAAGGUGAACUUGAGGAGAAGCUUAAAGACGUCUCUGCAAACCAAAAGUCUCAGUAA